AAACUAUAUCCAAAGAAAUCAAGAAUGGUUAGAUUGAGUUGUUGUGGAACGGUCGAGACAGAUGCCUCGGCCAGGAUAGACAGACAAAUAGAGGGUGAUAGGAGAAAGACGAGGAAUUUCGUCAAGCUCCUGCUACUCGGUGCCGGCGAGUCGGGCAAGUCCACAAUCUUCAAACAGAUGAAGAUUAUCCAAGAGGAUGGUGGAUAUUCCCGCGACGAGCUACUCGGCUUCCGCUCCUUUAUAUAUGCCAACUGCGCCAGCCAGAUGGAAGCCCUAGUGAGGGCCGCCGUACAACUAGAGAUAGAGUUGGAGAAGCCAGAGAACAAGCCAAGGGCAGACAAUAUUAAAGGAAAGAAUGGCAUUGAAGAAUGGUCGUCCAAUCAUUUGGGCGAAGAUAUUAAGUGUCUAUGGGAGGACAAGGGUAUCAAAGAGACAUAUGCUCAAAAGGAUAAACGCUUUCAAUUGAAUGACUCUGCAGCAUAUUUCUUUGACAACAUUGACAGAUACAUCAAGGAGGACUUCAUACCAACUGAGCAAGACGUACUGCGAUGCCGUGUCAAGACGACCGGUAUCCAGGAGUCGGACUUUAUGUUUGAGAAGAUCAGACUGAAGAUCGUUGAUGUUGGUGGCCAACGUUCUCAGCGUCGCAAGUGGAUCCACUGCUUUGACUGUGUCACAGCCGUGAUCUUUGUGGCCGCCAUGAGCGACUAUGACCAGGUGCUGCGUGAGGACGAGUCAAUCAACCGCACACACGAGUCCCUUGCCCUGUUCAAGGAGAUCGUCAACUGCGACUACUUCAAGGACACACCCGUCGUGCUGUUCCUCAACAAGAAGGACCUGUUCAAGGAAAAGUUGAAGCGUGUUCCACUGCAGUCGUGCUUCCGCGAGUACACUGGCACCAACAAGUAUAAGGACGCCGCCAUCUUUAUCCAGUCGCAGUACCUGGCGUGCACGCCACCCAACCGCACCGUAUACACCCACGCGACCUGCGCCGUGGACACUGAGAACAUCAAGUUUGUGUUCAAAGCUGUCAGACAGAGCAUUCUGUCUCAAGCUGUCGAGCACUUCUAA
This is a messenger RNA of Acytostelium subglobosum LB1, 1071 nucleotides long. RefSeq lists its product as hypothetical. The record is from RefSeq and is a predicted model, not a curated record. The transcript is spliced from 3 exons. Gene Ontology annotation, molecular function: GTPase activity; guanyl nucleotide binding; G-protein beta/gamma-subunit complex binding. The annotation marks the transcript as partial. Gene Ontology annotation, biological process: adenylate cyclase-modulating G protein-coupled receptor signaling pathway. Lineage: Eukaryota; Evosea; Eumycetozoa; Acytosteliales; Acytosteliaceae. Gene Ontology annotation, cellular component: heterotrimeric G-protein complex.